AACUAUCGGUAACAUUUCCAUCGCUUUCUCCGUGUGGUGUAAUCGAAAUCGUUUUCAAAAUGCCGUCGCGUCAAAUCCUUUCGGUCGGAUCGGAAGAAAGUAUCGUGCUGACCGGAAUAUCCGGUCGGUUCCCGCAAUCGAACGACGUGCGUGAGUUUGCUCGCAACCUUUACGAUAAGCGAGACCUAGUGGACGAUCUGGAGACCCGAUGGAGGCACGAGAUGGCAGAUGUGCCACGGCGUACCGGGAAGAUCAACAAUCUGCAGAACUUUGAUGCGGAAUUCUUCGGGAUCAGCCGCUAUGAACGGGACACGAUGGAUCCGCAGAUGCGCAUGACAAUCGAGCAUGCCUAUGAAGCCAUAGUUGACGCGGGAGUGAAUCCGCAGACCAUUCGUGGUUCGCGAACGGGCGUGUUCAGUGGUGUUUGUUUUUCGGAAACUGAAGUUUGCAUGUACUACAAGGCACGUCCUGACAAAGGGCUAGGUCUAUUGGGGUGUUCCAAGUCGCAGAUUCCAAACCGGGUUUCAUAUUUGUUGGAUUUGAAGGGACCCAGCUACGCGAUCGAUACGGCUUGCAGCAGUUCAAUGUACGCGUUGGAUGUGGCAUAUCGGAGCAUUAUGAACGGUGAAUGUGAUGCGGCGAUCGUUACGGGAGCCAACCUUACCCUGCAUCCUUACAUUACGUACCAGUUUGCAUUGUUGGGAGUGCUGGCGAAGGAUGGUUACUGUCGACCGUUCGACAAAUUCGCUACUGGUUACACGCGAUCGGAAGCGAUCUGUGCUGUAUUUCUGCAGAAGGCUAAGUACGCAAAGCGUAUCUACGGUCACAUUAUUCAUUCUAAAACAAACUGCGAUGGGUUCAAGUCAGAGGGGAUAACCUAUCCGUCAGGGUUAGUUCAACAGCAGCUGUUAACAGAGUUCUACGAUGAGGUAGGAAUCAGCCCUACGGAGGUGGAUUACGUUGAAGCUCACAGCACCGGAACAUUUGUGGGAGAUCCAGAAGAAUGUGAUGCUAUAGAUAAGGUUUACUGUACUGGACGAGACCAGCCGCUACCCGUGGGUUCCGUGAAGUCCAGCAUUGGCCACACGGAAGCCUCAGCAGGUGUAUGCUCGAUAACAAAGUGCAUCAUCGCUAUGGAAAAUGACUUGAUUCCUCCGAAUAUCAACUUCACCGAGUGCAGACCGAUUAUUCCUUCGUUGGUGGAGGGUCGCUUGAAGGUAGUUAGCGAUGCGCUGCCCUUAUCGGGGCCCCUGGUUGGAAUCAACUCGUUUGGUUUUGGAGGUGCAAACGCCCAUGCUCUAUUCUGUCGCAAUUUGAAGGAGAAAAAGAACCACGGCGUUCCCGAGGAUGAUCUUCCACGGUUAGCCAUAUGGUCUGGAAGAACUAGAGAAGCUGUUGACUACAUGCUUCAGGACAUCGCUCAGCGUCCUUUGGAUGCUGAAUUCAUUGCUCUUCUUUAUAAUGUUGAAGCACAGGCAAUCGCAGGUCAUCGUUAUCGGGGGUUCGGGAUUUACAAAAAGAAUGGCAAGAACCCAGCUAUCUUGCAAGGAUCGUUUGUUGAUCGAGUGAAGCUGGAGCCUCUUCCUGUGGUGUCAGUUUUUGGAGGAGUGAAUACUAAUUGGAGACAGGAGUUAGAUGCGCUGAGACAGUUUUCGAUAGUGGAGGCCACCUUCGUCAAUUGUAGCGAAGUUCUUCGAUCGCUAAAGUUCGACCUGUACAAGAAGCCCUCAGGUAAGGAGAGCAUCCUGUACAACAUGGUUGGAUCGACUGUUCUUCAAUUGUCGAUCGUUGAUCUGCUGAGCUCGAUUGGAGUCCAAUUCGAUUCCUACGCAGGUCAUUCUGUGGGACAAAUCACCUGCGCUUACAUCGACCGUAGUUUGAAUCUCGAACAGGCCCUCAGACUUGCUUUCUGGCAUGGACUGGUGUAUUCGGACUGUCAUGCGGUUUGCGAUCAUACCGCCUUCGUUCGAAUGAGUUCCAAGUUAAACGAACUUCCUAUGAAAAACGUCACCAAGGAUGAUGCAGCUACAUUUGGUAUCCUGACCGCUACUAAAGAGAUUGUAGCCGAACAGGUCCGUCAACUAAAGUCAUCCGGAUUUGCUGCUGAGGAAUUACCUUUCCUCAAUUUACACUCUGAACCAGCCAGAAACAUAUCCAUGGCCAACAAGCUACGCCAGACUGUGAAUACCGUUUUGUCUAGAGUCGUCCUGCCAUCUCCGAAGUGGAUAACUGCGAAAUUGCCUCAGACAUCUUCGAUUUUCCAUUCACCAAAAAUUCACGAUACGUCGUCGAUUGUAAACUUAUUGGAGAAAAUUCCCAGUCACACCCAUGUGAUGGAGCUGGGUGGCUCGCUGACAUGCGAGAAAAUACUUCGAACACUAAAUCGCAAUUCAAGCUACCUUCCUUCAGGCGCGGAAUCUAGCGAUGCAGUCAACCGAUUGUUGAGCAGAAUUGGCCAUCUAUAUCUGGCAUCUCAGAAGCUAGACAUUGCCAAGUUAUAUCCGGAGAUUCAGUUUCCCGUGUCACGUGGGACACCCAUGCUUUCGCCGUUGAUUCGUUGGGAUCACCGUGAAGAUGCUUACGUUGUUAAGUAUUCAUGGGAUGAAACCACCAAGUCCAACUUGUUACGUUUCAAGAUCAAUAUGUCUAAUCAGGACUACAAGCACAUCGUAGGUCAUUGCAUUGAUGGGCGUAUACUGUUCCCGGCUACCGGAUAUUUGUACCUUGUUUGGGACCUGUUGUCUUAUCUUGGACAUCGCGAUGUUAAUGACUAUCCAAUUGAAUUUGAAGACAUUAGAUUCUUGCGGGCUACCACUCUUACCAAAGAUCAAACGGUUGAGCUGAGCGUUAUGAUCCAGGAGUCUUCAGGAUGGUUUGAGAUUCUGGAAGGUGACACAGUUGUUGUAACGGGGUACGCCAGAUUUUUAAAGGAUUCGAACUAUCCAAUUAUCAAUGAAGCAACCAGUUCUGCAGUCACCUUGUCGACAAGGGACUUUUACAAAGAACUUCGUCUGAGAGGAUACUACUACACAGGACUCUUCAAGUCGGUGUUGGAAGCAAAAUCUGACGGAACAAUGGCAAAGAUUCAAUGGAGAGGAAACUGGGUAGCAUUGCUGGAUUGUUUGUUGCAGGUCGGAAUUGUUGCCAUCGACAGUAGAUCACUGAUGGUUCCGACAGCAAUUGGGAAGCUUUCUAUAUCACCGAAAGCUCACAUGGCAAUGAUGCAGCGUGAGGGAGACGAAUGUGAGUUCUUUACACUAAACAGUUGUUCAAAAACCAACGUUUUGGUUUGUGGAGCCAUAAUGAUUUCAAACCCUCGGGCCAGUAGCGUAGGACGUAGGAAUCCUCCAGGUAUUCCGGUUCUCGAGACCUAUCAAUUUGUGCCAUACCAUUCUGAUGAACAAGUUUCCGCCUCGGAAGCUAUCAGGAUGUGUGUUCAACUGGCUUUGGAGAAUGCCCCCACUUUGUCUAUAAAUGUGACCGAAAUUCACAGCGAACGAGUCCCGGUUGUGGCACACCUGUUUGGAGAAGCCAUUGCGGAUCUUCCUUUGGUCCAAUCCAACUUGACUGUGCUUGCUAAAACAGAAAUGGAACUGGAUAAUGUUAACGUAAAGUUGGAUAAAUUAUCUGAUCAAUCCAAUCUAUUGUUUUUGAUCACUGACAACAAUUGGACCGAUCCCAGUUUUCUCAAAGACGCUGCCGCUACUCUUGCGGAAGGUGGUUUCGUAAUUGUUCGAGAAAGGGUUGAUUUCAAGCAUGACGAAUUCAGUGUCCCGGAGGAGUUUAACUUAGUGACUACGUUCCGAGUAGAUCAGGAAGAAUUCUACAUUUGUUUGCAGCGGAAGAGCAAGGUCCUCAACGACACGCCAGCAGUAAUCCGAGUGGACUCAAACGAAAUGAGCUGGCUAGCGGAACUGAAGCAAACUGUAAAGCUCCGACCAGUGAUUCUGUACUCUCAGAACGAUUCGGCUUCGGGGGUCAUUGGCCUGGUGAACUGUAUUCGCAAGGAGCCCAAAAUGCAAACUGUCCGAUGCGUGUUUAUCGAUGAUCCCAAAGCUCCUGAGUUUACCCGGAACGAUCCAUUGUAUAAGGAUCAGUUGGACUUGGGCUUAGCGAUCAAUGUGUUACGGAAUGGCGUUUGGGGCAGUUAUCGACACGCACUGCUACCAAAACUGGCGAUAACUGAGCCUGUGUCCAAGCAUUGCUACGCAAAUAGUCUUACCAAGGGAGAUCUGUCUUCCAUGAUGUGGUUCACUGGAGCUUUCAAUGAAUGGGAUGUGGUACCUAAUAAGGUGAAUAUAUCGUACUGUACCUUGAAUUUCCGAGAUGUGAUGGUCGCUACGGGUAGAUUGUCAUCGGAUGUGAGUUCGUACAAUCGGUUGGAAGAGGAAUGUGAACUCGGUUAUGAAUAUGCGGGUGUAAUGGAUGAUGGUAGACGAGUGAUAGGAGUACUGCCAGCCGGAGCAUUAUCAACGGUUGUUAGUGCUGAUCCGUAUCUAGUUUGGACUAUCCCGGAUAGUUGGAGCUUGGAGGAUGCGUGUACCGUUCCAAUUGUGUACGGUACGGUAUUGACGGCGUUCACCGUAAGUGCUCAUGUCCGGAAGGGACAGUCAGUGUUGAUCCACGCUGGUAGUGGAGGAGUAGGACUGGCUGCAAUCAACAUGGCCUUCGCAUACGGUUUGGAAGUCUUUACCACAGUUGGUACGGAGGAGAAGGUCAAGUUUCUUUUGAAUGAGUUUCCUGCACUGAAGCGGGAGAACAUUGGCAAUUCAAGAGAUACGUCGUUUGAACAGAUGAUCAAACUGAGAACCAACGGAAGAGGUGUGGAUUAUGUGUUGAAUUCGUUGGCCGAAGAGAAGUUACAGGCUUCGGUUAGGUGUCUGGCAAAGGGUGGUCACUUUUUGGAAAUCGGUAAAUAUGAUAUGGCCAGGGAUUCUCGACUGUCCAUGCAGCUUUUCAAGAAAGGAAUAACGUUUACAAGCGUUAUGCUAGAUGCAGCUAUGAGAGAGUGCCCAGAGCUGAAGAAGAAUGUAAAUGAAUUGCUUCGCACGGCAAUACGAGAUGGAGUUGUCAAGCCGCUGAAAACGACCGUUUUCGACGCUGGUGAUUUGGAGAAGGCAAUGAGAUUCCUGGCUAGUGGCAAGCAUACCGGGAAAAUUGUGAUCAAGCUUCGUGAAAACGAAACUGAUGUUGAAACGUUGCCCAUUUCUUACUUCCCAAAAGUCUAUUGCAAUCCAGAUCAAGUGUACAUAAUCAUCGGAGGCUUGGGAGGGUUCGGUUUGGAGUUGGCUGACUGGUUGGUGCUUCGAGGCUGCAAGAAGCUGGUAUUCAGCUCUAGUCGUGGAAUUACGAAGCCGUAUCAACAAUAUCGAAUCAAGAUUUGGAAUAGCUACGGAGUUCACACCCAUAUCACUACAGCGGAUAUCACCACUAUGGACGGGUGUCGUACGCUGCUGAAGGAAGCGUCUCGAUUUGGUGUGGUAGCCGCAAUCUACAACCUGGCAGUGCAGCUGCGUGACGCCAUCCUGGAGAAUCAGUCGGUGGAGAAGUUCGUGGAAUGUAUGGCACCGAAAGCGAAGGCUACCGAGUACUUGGACAUAGUGAGCCGUCAAAUGUGCCCUCAGUUGAAAUACUUUGUAGUGUUCUCUAGCGUUUCCUGUGGUCGAGGAAAUGCUGGUCAGAGCAACUACGGCAUGGCCAAUUCCAUAAUGGAGCGAAUCAUCGAGCGAAGAAGGUCGGAUGGUCUUCCAGCGAAGGCAAUUCAGUGGGGAGCGAUUGGAGAGGUCGGGCUGGUCGCCGAUAUGGCUGAGGAUAAGGUUGAUAUGGAAAUCGGUGGAACACUGCAGCAAAGAAUUUCGUCAUGUUUGCAGGAGAUGGACUAUUUGUUGACAUGUGAGGAUCCUUUGGUGGCCAGUAUGGUCGUUGCGGAGAAGCGGAUGGGAAGUGGAUCGAAGAACAUCAUCGAGGCAGUGAUGAAUAUCAUGAGCAUCAGGGAUCUGAAGUCGGUGUCGAUGGAGAGUACUCUGGCCGAUAUAGGAAUGGAUUCGUUGAUGGCGGUCGAAAUCAAGCAGGUGUUGGAGAGAGACUUUGAUAUGGUGUUGUCUCCGCAGGAGUUGAGGACGUUGUCGUUUGCGAAAUUACUGAAGAUGGAAGAAGAUAAGAAGCAAGCUGCGAAAGAUAAGGAGUCGGGAGAGAGUAAAGGUUUGGUUAUCGGUAUGCAGAUGUUGUUGAGAAAUCUAGGCGAUGAGGAAACUAGUGAAACGACGCUUUUGCGUUUGCCAUCUGCCGGUGAUGAAGGUCGUCCAAUUCUGUUCAUUCCUGGCGUUGAAUGCGUUGCUGGUAAUGUGUGGAAGACGAUAGCAGAGCAAGUGAAUGCUCCAGUAUACAUACUUCAGUUGUGCAGUGCGGUGGAGUGUGACAACAUUCCAGCAAUUGUUGAGUGCAUCAUUGGUGAGCUCUGUGGUGUUAUGCUCAAUGGCUACGAUGACUUUGUAAUUGCAGCGUAUUCGUUUGGCGCGCUGGUGGGAAUCGAGAUAGCGAGAUGCCUACAGACGAGAGGAAUUCGAGGAAAGCUUCUUUUAGUAGAUGGUGCUCCGAAGUACUUAAAGCUGUGGUCUGCCAAGCAGCUGGGUGAAAAUCCACCGGAUGAGGAAAUCCAGAAGCUGAUUAUGCUAGUGUUGAUUGCUAUGGUGUUCCCGGAUCAACCGGCAGAGAAAAUGUUCGCCAUCAUGGAAGUUCCUUCGUUCGACGGCCAAAUAGAGAAGCUGAUCGAACUGGGCGCUGAACAGAGUACAUACUCUGCUGAUUAUACUAGAAUGAUGACGAAAGCUCUGUGCAAGCGAAUCAAGAUGGCAGUGUAUUUGUACUUGGACGAAGAUCAGCCACUGGACCUUCCGAUUACGCUGGUUCGACCGACUGAGGUUCCGUUCUCGGAUAUUGAGGAUGAUUAUGGGCUCUCCAACUACACGACGGGUGAGAUCACGCUUCGGAUGAUAGAAGGAACCCACUCGUCCAUGUUGGAAAAUCCCACGCUCGUGGAGAUGAUCAAUGGUUUUAUGUAAUAUGCUAAGGGCGUUUAACAUUGUGCUGAGAGGAUUUUUGUAUUUCAAUAUUAUACGUUUGUUGAA
This is a messenger RNA of Ochlerotatus camptorhynchus, 7127 nucleotides long. RefSeq names its product fatty acid synthase-like. Lineage: Eukaryota; Metazoa; Arthropoda; Insecta; Diptera; Culicidae. Gene Ontology annotation, biological process: fatty acid biosynthetic process. The record is from RefSeq and is a predicted model, not a curated record. The transcript has 6 exons. Gene Ontology annotation, molecular function: 3-oxoacyl-[acyl-carrier-protein] synthase activity; oxidoreductase activity; phosphopantetheine binding. The coding region runs from base 60 to 7061 and encodes 2333 amino acids.